AUGGCGACGAGACCUCCUCCGCCGCUGGUCGACGACCUCAUGCGCGAGAUCUUCCUGCGCGUGCCGCCGCACGACCCCAGGGCCCUCGUCCGCGCCGCCGCCGGCUGCAGGAGCUGGCGCGGCAUCAUCUGCGACGCCGACUUCGCCCACGAGUACCGCAAGCGCCAUGGGGCGCCGCCCAUGCUGGGCUUCCUCUUCGAGGAACUCCACUACCCUCGCAGAGAGUUCGACGAGGCGUACUGGGUCUCCCACUUCGUCUCCACCGCGACCUUCGGCCCGCCGGCGUGUCAGGAUCGCCCCUACUGGCACGCACUCGACUCCCGGCACGGCCUCGUCCUCUUCUACACCCCUCGAAUGGAAGAGGAAUUCGUUGUCUGCGACCUCCUCACCGGCAACCAGUGGGAAAUUCACGCCAGCCCCAAGUGCGGCGACAUCAUGUGGUGGGAGUGGGAUGAAGAGGACGGGAAACUCGAGCGCAUACACUGUAAUGCCGCGGUACUCUGCGCCAAUGACCGAUGUGACCACCUGGACUGCCAUGGCGGCCCUUUCCGCGCGGCUUUGGUGGGCUCCUCCGAGGAUGCAUUAGUAGCCCACGCCAUCGUCUACUCAUCAGAGACUGGUGAGUGGAGCGACAUGAUCUCUGUUCAAUACCCAAAUUGCAUCGAUGGCUGCGGGCACAGUGCUGUUGUGGGGAAUAGAGUCUAUGUGCCGUGUCUGGAGAGUGACACUGUCUUAGAGUACAACAUUGGUGAGCAAAAACUAUCUGUAAUUGAUGCCCCGUUUGAGGACCAGGACCAGAACCAGCCGUACAUUGAACUCAUGGGGGUGGAGGACGGCAUGCUGUUUUUUGCGUCCGUGUUGAAUGCUAGACUCUACCUAUGGUCAAUGGAGGCUGGUCCCAGCGGAACUGCAGGAUGGGCGCGACGCAGGGUCAUCGAGCUUGAGCCGUUGCUCCCUCCUGCUGCCGUCUCGGAGAAGUCGGACGCCUUGCCAGUUGGUUUUGCUGAAGGUGUUAGUGUCAUCUUCCUGAGAACAGAGGAUGGGUUGUACACAAUUGAUCUCAAUUCAGGCAAAUGUGAGAAGGUGCACGACAGGAUUCAUGGUUUUUAUUUGGAAAAGGUCAUGCCCUACAUGAGCUUCUACACUGGAGCAUGGGGGCGGUUGCCGACCUCACAGCAAGCUUCGCGCGCAGUUGUUGGUGCUACUACGAUAUAA
Molecule: messenger RNA, 1215 nt
Organism: Lolium rigidum
Lineage: Eukaryota; Viridiplantae; Streptophyta; Magnoliopsida; Poales; Poaceae
Exons: 2
Coding region: 1-1215 (404 amino acids)
Molecular function (GO): protein binding
Source: RefSeq, a predicted model, not a curated record